Molecule: messenger RNA, 1059 nt
Organism: Python bivittatus (Burmese python)
Lineage: Eukaryota; Metazoa; Chordata; Lepidosauria; Squamata; Pythonidae
Gene: NEUROD2
Product: neuronal differentiation 2
Biological process (GO): axon development; sensory organ development; nervous system development
Cellular component (GO): nucleus
Molecular function (GO): E-box binding; DNA-binding transcription factor activity, RNA polymerase II-specific; protein dimerization activity
Source: RefSeq, a predicted model, not a curated record
AUGUUGACGCGCCUCUUCAGUGAACCCAGCUUGAUCCCAGAAGUUCAGAAAUUCUCCAGCUGGGCGGACGAUUGUGAAGAGGAUGAGUCGAGCGACAAAGAGGAGCGGAAAAGCAAGAGCUGCCCUCUCCAGGAGGAGCCGAACGACGCGGAGGUAAAAGAGGAGAACGACCUGGGCGCUGAUGAAGAGGAGGAGGAGGAGGAGGAGGAAGGGGUCGAGGAAGCGGAAGGCGAUCGGCCUAAGAAACGGGGCCCCAAAAAGAGAAAAAUGACCAAGGCCAGGCUGGAGCGCUCCAAGCUGCGGCGCCAAAAGGCCAACGCCCGGGAACGCAACCGGAUGCACGACCUCAAUGCCGCCUUGGACAACCUCCGCAAGGUCGUGCCUUGUUACUCCAAAACGCAGAAAUUGUCCAAGAUCGAAACCUUGCGGCUGGCCAAGAACUACAUCUGGGCCCUGUCCGAGAUCCUUCGCUCGGGCAAGAGGCCGGACUUGGUGUCCUACGUGCAGACUUUGUGCAAAGGCUUGUCCCAGCCGACCACUAACUUGGUGGCCGGUUGCCUCCAGCUCAACUCGAGGAAUUUCCUUACCGAGCAAGGCCAGGAGGCCGGGAGAUACCACGGGCCCAACUCCACCUUUGCCAUGCACCCCUACACCUACCAGUGCUCGCGGAUCUCCAGCGCGCAGUGCGCUUCCAGCACCAUGGCUAGCUCCCACGCCUUGCGGACGCACGCCUACUGCGCCACCUACGAGUCCCUCUAUGGGAACGCCUCACCAGACUACAAUAGCUCGGAAUACGAUGGGCCCCUGAGCCCCCCUUUGUGCGUGAACGGGAAUUUUUCCCUCAAGCAAGACUCUUCCCCCGACCACGAGAAAAAUUACCAUUAUUCUAUGCACUACUCCGCCCUCCCAAGUUCUCGCCCCUCCGGGCACAAUUUGGUGUUCGGGUCUUCCGGAAUGCGCAGUGGCGUCCACUCCGAGAACGUUUUGCCUUACGAGAUGCACCUCCAUCACGACCGAGGUCCGAUGUACGAGGAGCUCAAUGCUUUUUUCCAUAACUAG